UUGCUAUUUUUUUGUUUGUUUGGAGACAGGGUCACUCUGUCGCCCAGGCUGGAGUGCAGUGCUGCGAUCUCGGCUCACUGCAACCUCUGCCUCCCAGGUUCAAGUGAUUCUCCUGCCUCAGCCUCCUAAGUAGCUGGGAUUACAGGCGCAUGCCACCACACCCAGCUAAUUUUUGUAUUUUUAGUAGAGACAGAGUUUCACCAUGUUGGCCAGGCUGGUCUCGAAAUCCUGACCUCAAGUGAUCCCUCCGCGUUGGUGUUACAUCUUUCAGUUCUAGAAAUGGACCUGAUCAAGAUUGCAAGGUUAAGGGGGAAAAUUCAAGAGCUGAGGACAUUAACAUUCUAGCGGGAAAAAACCACAAUGAGAAAUAAUAACUAUAUUUGGAGGAAGUGUAAGGAAAUAAUAAUGUCAGGAUUAUUAGUCUAUAACAAAUCUUGAUCUUAAUCCGUAUUUCUUGAUGUAUAACAAAGAACUUGGUUUAAGCACAAAAAGAAAAUUAGGGUGAUAAUUUAAAUUUUGAUCAAGUGAUUAGUAAGUAUUUCUUUAGGAGAUGAGAAAUCUAUAGAUCUAGAGAUGCAUGGUAUAAUAAAGUAUGGUAUACUUAUAUGAGUAUAAGUCUGUGAUUCACAAUUAGUAAUAGAUUGAUGGAGGUUUUGUUACUAUUUCCACAUGAUAAGAAACAAGAUUUGCUAAGCUGAUAGGACAAGGGAUAUUUGUAAAUUUCCUCCAUGUAAAUGAUUUGAAACAACAAAGUUUUAAGUGAUGUGGAAGAGCCCAUCUAUUUUCAAACAAUGGAUUGAAAUGUAGUUUUUGUAACCCUCUAAGUACUUCUGGCCUCAUAGUUUUUUUUUUUUUUCCCCUACUCAGGUCAUAUUGAAAGUAAUAAAAUUGUGUUUAUGAUUUUAAAAGUUUAUAUUGGCUUUCAUUUAAUUAGUCUGAGUUACUUUAGUUUUAUAUAUUUUGAAGAUGUUCCAAAACCCUUGACUUUAAAUACUGUAUAGCUUUCCAUUGUUCAUGAUGGGAAAACAUUUCUUUAGGCCAAAGGAAAUUGAGAAUCCAACUUGCAUAGAUAGUCAGUUUAUUACUAUUAUUUAUUUAAAGAUUUAUCUUUUUACUUGCCUGGGGACCAAUGAAGCAUCCACUGACGCUCCUAAACUGGAGAAGGUAUCUUCUAAUCUCCUUUUGGUCAGAUGAGUUCUUGCUAAUUUGGCUGAUACGUAUGUUGAACAAAUGUAAUACAGUAAUUGUGGGUGUUGUAACUGUAGUUUUAUGAAGUUUUUUGGUUGCCAGGGUGUAUCUUUCCCUUCUCUCUUGACAAGCCUUUCUAUUUGGCCUACCUGCUUUCAUAAUUUAUUCUUAAGUUCUACUCUAUUUCCCAAUCAUUGCACAUGUUGGUUUAUGUAACCAAACCUGAUUUUAGUAUAUGCUAUUAGGACAUACACGUGGAGAAGAAUGGAGGAAACUUUUUAUUAAAUGUUUUUAAUUGUUGAAACACUUAAGUAAAUGUGAUUUUUAAAGAGUCAUAGUUAUUAAAGGUAUUGUAUUCAUUAUUUUUUAUUCCUUCAUUCAGCAAAGACAGCAACUACUUUGGUGCUAGGUCCUUAACUUUUCUUUAAGGACUUACAGUAUUGCAUGGACUUCAUAAACAACACCAAAAUACAAUGGGAUAAACAUUAUAAUUAGUCGUUCACAUAGUAUAGUGGGGGAUAGAGAAAACUGUGUGCGAGGUUUGAGGAGAUUCAGAGAAGGCUUUAUGGAGGAAUUUUCAUCUGAAUUGAAGUUUGAAAGUGAGUAGGAAUUAGUUGAUGAGGUUAGAGGAUAAGGCAUUCUGGGCACAAGAAAGCAGUGAGGACAAAUAGAUAGCUUAGAAACAGGACAUAGACCCUUAAUGUGUUAAGAUAGAGAAUAGAGAGAUGAACUUUAAAAAGUAAACAAGGGGUAAAUAAUGAAAGUUCUCUUCCACACCAUGUUAGCCAUUUUGAGCUUUAAUCUGGAGGCUAUGGUGAUCCAUGAGUAAUAGAUUUUAAGUGGAAGAAAGUUAACAUCAGUUUCAUGAGGCAAUGUGAGGAAUGAAUUGUAGUGGGGUAAGGCAGACAUUUGCAUUACAUAUGACAGAACUCCGAAAAUGCAGUGCUGCUGGAGAGAAGAGGAUGAAUUCCAGAUAUAUUAAGGUGAUUGAAUUAGUGGCCAGAUGGAUGUAGGGGAUGAAGGAGUGAUGGAGUCAAGGAUACCUCCUAGGUUUAUGACUUCCUGAGAUAGGAAUCACAUGAGCAAUAUCAGAUAUAUGGGGAGAAUAAGAUCAGUAGUCUUGGACAUGGGUUUGGGUCACACAGUUGGUGCUGUUCAGUGGGCAUUUGGCUGCUUUGGUCUGGAGAUAAAGAGAGGGUUCUAGGCUGGAGAUAGAGAUUAGGAUGCUAUCAAUUUAUAGGUAGUUAAAACAAUGUGAGAAUGGAUGAUGCCUAAGAGAGUUUGUAGAAUAAGAAAGAAUAAAGCAGAAGGGAAACGCUGGGAAACACCACCCUGUAGGAAAGAUGACCCAGUGAAAAAGACAGAAGGAACAGCCUAAUGACAGUGGAUGUCUAGAAGAUAAGGAGGGAGAGAAUCCAACAAGAAGAGACUGGUCAGAUGCCAUAGGGAAUAGGAGAAAGAGCUAACUACAGUUUUUGGAAGGUUUCCCAGAUAGGCCAGGAUCAUUAAUUUGUAAUAAUACUAGUUCAUAUGAUUCUGUGACUUUUGGCAGCAAAAUUCACUAGAACCAGAGAUGCUAAAUAGUUGGAUUGAUACAGUAUUUGGAUUUUGUUACGUGCGUAUGGUAAGAUUGCAAAGGAGUUGAAACUAUUGGUGAAAGAAUUGUCAGAGUGAUGGAAUGUGAAGUUUAGACUGGAUAGGGAUGAGGAUAGAGCCAGGAGGAGCUGAAAGAUUGAGAUAACAUAAUUGGUUCAAAGGAUUAAAAGUCUGGAUGAAGUAAAUAUACAAGUGUUUGUAGCUAAAAGGGAGAUAAUGAAAAGGAUAGAAAUCCUCUGGUCAGAGUAGAAUAUUGGAAUUUAAGAUUUUUAGGGUGCAGAUGGCUUGUAGGGUUUGGCUGUGGAUAUAGAUGGUAGAAAUGGAGGUGUUCAGGAACAAUGAGACUGGUGGUGCAUUCGAUGAAUUGCUCACCCAGAUGACUGUAGAUGACUGUGGUACCCAGGGAGGAAGGGUAGAAUGUGAUCCUAAUUUCUGAGGUUUAGAUUGCCUAUGGUGGUGAUCACUAUAGAUGAGAGAUGAAGAUACUUAGAUGUUAUGCCCUCAAAAGUACAGGGGGUGGGGGUGGGAUGGGGUAAGUGGUCUGGAAACAUUCUUCUGGGCCUUGGGACUUGGAAGGAUGAUUAGCCUUUACUGAUGGGGGCCACCAAAGAAGGGGAGUUUAGUUUCUAUUAGGCCUAGGAGGUAUGGGGAGCAUCUAGUGAAGAGGCUGAGGAUAUAAGAAAGCUUAUUGACUAUGGUGUCAGUGUAAAAGCUUGGGAAGGAGUGAGAGAGCGAGGAAAGAUUAUUUAGAGGAGAAGAUAGGUUAGAAAGAGCUUAGAUUUGGGUAUAAGGGUGACAGUGCUUCUCUGAAGCAUAUGGCUAGCUUUUAGUAGUUGGGACUUUAAAUUUUGAUGAAGCUUUCUGUUGUUAACGUUUACCCAUCAAGUCAUUGUAGUUUCUGUCAGAGUAGGACAGUUGGCAUAGUACUGUUUCUAAAUUUAAAAAUAACAUAUAUGUCUCCAGUGAAUAUUUGUGUUAUCUGUUGGAGAAAGGAUGGACAGUGUGGCCUGUUUGCUUUGAUGUACCUUUUCCUGGUCUUUGAACUCCCAAAAUACUUUUGCAAAUACAUUUCAUCAUGUGUGCCAAUUCUUAUCUAUUGGUAGGAUUAGGAAGUUAUGUUGAGUAUUUUUAGGUCAAUUCUGGGCCCAGAGGUAUAGGAAAUGCCUUAAUGUGAAUGGCAAUUGCCAUGAAUGUGGGAGGUUGGCAUACCUGCAUUUACCUAAGAUUGCCAUCUGUUAUUUUCUGACCUAGAGUCUGUUUCUAAGGACAGCUCCUCACUUAUGCACUAGGUCUUAUUCCUUUUACCUUCCGAAGGAUUUGGCUCCAGCAUCUCUCUCUCUGAACAUUGCAUUUCCCCUUAUUACUAGAUUAUUCUGUUCAUUAUGCAAGUAUGCUGGUAUUUUUCCAUUUUAAAAUAAUAGCUUUUGACCCCAUUCCUGCUUAAGCCACUGCACAAUUUAUUUGUUACCCCUUAUGGUAUAACUAUAAUCCUGUCCAAUUUCUUUCCUUCUAUUCUUUCUUAAACCCACUUUAAUCAGGCUUUCUCCCUCACCUCUAUCAAAAAAUUAUUUGUUACUAAAAGUAACUUAUCUAAGAAGUUACUUUUCUAAAAGUGACUUUAUUUUUCAUCUAGAGACAGAGUCUUGCUCUGUUGCCCACUCUGAAGUGCAGUGGUGUGAUCAUAGCUCGCCACAGCCUUGAACUCCUGGGCUCAAGUGGUACUUCUGCCUUGCCUCCUGAGUAGCUAGAACUGCAGAUAUGUGCCACCAUACCUGGCUAAUUUUUCUAUUUCUUGUAGCGGUGGGGGUCUUACCAUGUUGCUCAGGCUGUUUUGAACUUCUGGCCUCAAGCAAUCCUCCUGCCUGGGCCCAGAGUGCUGGGAUUAUAGGUGGAGGCACCAUGCCUGGCCUGUCAUUUUCCUAAAUCUAAAGGUCUGUUCCAAAUUUUUACCUCUCAGUUGACCUGUCAGCAUUUUUUUUUUUUUUUUUUUUUUGAGACAGCUAGUCACUCUCUGCUUCUUUAUUUUUAUUUUUGAGACAGAGUCCCACUCUGUCGACCAGGCUGGAGUGCAGUGGCGUGACCUCGGCUCACUGCAACCUUCAUCUCCUGGGUUCAAGUGAUUCUUCUGCCUUAGCCUCCUGAGUAGCUGGGAUUACCGGCAUGUGCCACCACACCCAGCUAAUUUUUGUAUUUUUAGUAGAGAUGGGGUUUCACCACGUUGGCCAGACUGGUCUUGAACUCCUGACCUCAAGUGAUCCACCCGCCUCGGCCUCCCAAAGUGCUGGGAUUACAGGUGUGAGCCAUGGUGCUGGCCCAAUCUCUGCUUCUUAAAACACUUUCUUCCCUUAUUAGCAAAAAUACCACAAUUCCUUGUUUUCCUCCUACGUCAUUGUCCCUUUUUAGACUCCUUUACUGGUUCUUCCUUAUCUCCCUGAUAAGAGUGCUGUUAACAUUGGAGUGCUUCAGGGCUCAGUCAUUAGACCUUAUACUUCUGGAUCAUAUCAUUCAGCCUUUAAAUAGUAGCAUUAUUAUUAAUUAAUUAAUUUUAUUUUAUUAUUAUUUUUUGAGAUGGAGUCUUGCUCUGUCCCCCAGGCUAGAGUGCAGUGGCGUCAUCUCAGCUCACUGCAAGCCGUACCUCUCGGGUUCCGCCAUUCUCCUGCCUCAGCCUCCUGAGUAGCUGGGACUACAGGUGCCCGCCACCAUGCCCAGAUAAUUUUUUGUGUUUUUAGUAGAGACGGGUUUCACCGUGUUAGCCAGGAUGGUCUCGAUUUCCUAACCUCGUGAUCUGCCCACUUCGGCCUCCCAAAGUGCUGGGAUUAUAGGCGUGAGCCACCAAGCCCGGCCAAUUUAUUUUUUGAGAUGGAGUCUCCCUCUGUCACCCAGGCUGGAGUGCACUGGCACGAUCUCGGCUCACUGCAACCUCUGCCUCCCGGAUUCAAGCGAUUCUCCUGCUUCAGCCUCUUGAGUAGCUGGGACUACAGGUGCGCACUACCACACCAGGCUAAUUUUUUUAUUUUUAGUAGAGACGUUGGCCAGGCUGGUCUCAAAAAAUCCACCCGCCUUGGCCUCCCAAAGUACUGGGAUUACAGGUGUGAGCCACGGCACCUGGCCUAAAUAUUAGCUUUAAAUACUAGUAAUACCCUACUAGCUUCCAAAUUUAUAUUUUCAGCCUGGCCUUCCCUUGAACUCCUGACUCCGUAUAUCCAGUGCCUACUCAGCAUUUUCUGUUUGGAUGACUAAUAUAUAUUUCAAACUAAACUCUGAAAUUUCCUUUUUUACCUAUAAUCUUUCCUAUUUCAGUUAACAGAAACUCCAUCCUUUUUAUGACAUAGGCUAAAAACCUGAGUAUCAUCCUUGACUCUUCUUUAUCUCACAAUCUAUAUAUAUAUACUGUUACUUUGGAAAGUGUGUUGGCUAUACCUUCACAAUGUAUUUAGAAUCCAAGUACUUGUCACUACCCACUGCUAUCACCCUAGUCUAAGCCCCCAUUGUUUAUGUCCCGAUCUUGCAGUAGCCUCUAUAUUAGUUAUCCAUUGUUACCUACUCCCAACAUUUUGUGGCUUAAACCAACAGUUAUGUAUUAGUUUGUGAUUCUGUGGUUGGCAGCUUAGGUUGGACUUGGGGUAGAUGUGGGGCAGCUCUUUUGCUGGUCUUGCCUGUGGUCACUCAUGUAGUGAUCGGCACUGGUAGGUUUGGCGGCCUCAGCUGAGAUGGCUUAUCUCUGCUCUACGUGGUCAGUAAACUAUCUCAUGUUUAUGUUUCUUUACGUGGUGGUUUAAUGGAAGCAAGAUAACAAGAGGAAACUAUGUGGCCUUUUGAGGCCGGGACUUAGAACUUCUACAGCUUCACUUUCCCUGCUGUUGGUGAGAGCAGGUCACCAGGUCAAGCCAGAUGAAGGGGACAGAAAAUUAGUCUACUUUUUUUUCUGAGGGGUGCAGCAAACUCACUUUGUAAAGCAGUUUGUAUACAGAGAUUGGGAGCAAUUGGAGGCCAUUUUUUGCAAACUGUCCUGGCCUUCUAACGGAUUGCUUCUAUCUUUCCCCUUACAGUAUUGUCAGAACAGCAGCCAGCGUGAUUUUAUAAAAACGUGAGUUAGAUCUCCUCUCUGCCCCAAACUCUCCAGUGGCUUCCCGUUGCCACCCAAAGUAAAAGGCAGUCUUGGGAUUGUCCUGUGAGGCUUGCCAUGAUCUGACCCAUUUGUUGCCUCUCCAACUCCAUUUACAACCACUCUCUCUCUCUUGCUUAAUCUGCUCAAAUGAGCCUCUGCUGUUCUUCAGACAUCUGAGGCAUGCUUUCACCAUGGCAUUGGCACUGCUACUCUUUCCGCCUAGAAUCUUCUUUUCUGAGAUGACAAAACUGCUCUUUUACUCCCCUUCAGGCUACUCGAGCACUUCCUCAGCCUUUCCCUGACCAUCCUUUUAAAAAUAGAAACCUCUCUAAUACUGUCUAUCCUCCACCCUGGUUUACUUUUAUCCAUAGCACUUAUCUUCAGAAAUGCUAUGUAAUUUACUAUUUUGCUUAUUCUUGUCUUCCCUCUACUAGGAAUGUAAUCUAUAAGGGCAGGGAUUUUUCUCUGUAUUCCCAGUGCUUAGUAUAGUGUCUGAUACAAGGUAGGCAUCUCAUAAAUAUUUCUUGAAUGGAGGAAUGAAAGGUACUGCAACCUUUUUCAGGAUUAGGUAUCUCUUCCAUUCAUUAUGGAAAAGCUCUGGACCAUUAUCUGAGGAAAUUCCUGGUCUCCUUUGCAAGUACGUUUGCAAUCACUAUUUAUUUAUUUAUUUAUUUAGAUGGAAUCUUGCUCUGUUGCCCAGGCUGAAGUGCAGUGGCACGAUCUUGGCUCACUGCAACCUCUGCCUCCUGGGUUCAAGUGAUUCUCGUGCCUCGGCCGCCCAAGUAGAUGGGAUUACAGACCAUCAAGGAAAUUUCCAUCCACACAGAUUAGCAGUUGAAAAUGAAGCUGCCCACAUACAUGUAAGAGAAGCAAAAAUGUCAGAUGAUAUCAGGAAAAGGUUUGAAUUUCCAAAUUCUCUUAUCCAAUCACAGGCUGUGGGUCAUCUUAUUGCUGCAGUCCUAAAGGAAAAUGGUUUUUCAGAAAAGAUUCACCAAUCUACAAAUCAGACUCCUGCUUUGAACUUGCUGUGGGAGAAGUGUUGCAGUGACAAUGUAGUGGUUCGAACAGCCUGCUGUGAAGGUCUGGUGGCACUCGUUGCUCAGGAUCAUGCAGAGUUCAGCUAUGUUCUCAAUGGGAUACUCAACUUGAUUCCAUCAACCAGAAAUACACAUGGCUUGAUAAAAGCCAUUAUGCAAUUACUACAAAUGCAAGCUCUUAAGGAAGGACAAGGUGGGGAAAAGAAUAUUCAGAGUAUAUAUACCAUUAGAAAUCAUCCUCAUCCUUUGAUCACUGUGCUUGAACACAGACCUGAUUGCUGGCCAGUGUUUUUGCAGCAGCUGACAGUGUUUUUCCAGCAAUGCCCUGAAAGGUCAGAAGUUUCAUGCAUUCAAAUAAUGGCACCAUUUCUGUGGUAUCUGUAUUGUGAACCAUCUCAGUUACAAGAAUAUGCUAAACUCCGACUAGCCCUGCUGAAAGUCUUACUUCAACCCCAGGUUCUUUGUGACAAAGAUCAACCAUCAAUACUGGAACAGCAGAUAGUUCAGCUGUGUUGUGACAUAGUUCCAUGUUUGCAGAUAAAAGAUUUGAUACAGACAACAGAGGCGAUGAUGUUUAUUGAGGAAGUAUAUUUAAGCCUUUUGCGUCAUCCUGUUUUCUGGAAAAUUCAGCUUACCCAGAUGAGUCUUCAGCUGCUGUGUGUCAGUGAAGUCAGCUUAAAGAUAACUGGUGAAUGUUCAUCUUCAAUUCACCUUUUAGAGCACAGUGUUGAACUUCUGAAGGAGGAUUUUCCUGUUGAACUGGUCAUAAUUGGAAUAGCUUUACUACUUCUACAGACUCCAGCAAGUCAGCAGAAGCCAAUCUUAAAUCUAGCUUUGAAGCUCCUCUCUGUUACUGAGGAUGAGAAAAUCCCAAAGUCCUCUCUGCUGCUAGUGAUGCCAAUUCUGCAGAUACUAUCUUCUACUGCCUUGGAAGACUGUAUAUCUGUGGAUGAAGAAGGUCCCUCUAGGCAGCAGUUGGCUCUAAACCUUUUGGAAAUGAUACAGCAGGAAUGUUACAGAGAUGACCACCAAAAGCUCUCCUACAAGCUUGUGUGCCCUGUAACCAGUAUGUAUGGUACAAUAUUUACAGCCUGGAGGAUUCUUGAAGUAAUGACAGACUCGUCUGCUGCAAGUGACUGGUUGGCUUCAGUAGAGUCAUUGCUUCCUAUUACUGCUGUGAUCCCUGUGCCUGCCUUUCUUCUGCUGGCUCACCUCCUUGUUGAAGACAAAGGACAAAAUCUUCACCAAAUACUCAAGGUCACUACAGAAUUAGCCCAAGCAGAUUCCUCCCAGGUGCCAAAUCUGAUUCCAGUUUUGAUGUUCAAAUUGGGAAGACCACUGGAACCUAUAUUAUAUAAUGAUAUAUUGUAUACUUUGCCUAAGCUUGGUGUUCACAAGGUGUGUAUAGGACAAAUUCUACGAGUAAUACAACUACUUGGAACCACACCACGACUAAGAGCUGUCACUUUGCGCUUGCUGACAUCUUUGUGGGAAAAGCAGGACCGAGUCUAUCCUGAACUGCAGCGUUUCAUGGCUGUGUCUGAUGUACCUUCUCUUUCGGUGGGCAAGGAAGUCCAAUGGGAGAAACUGAUUGCAAAAGCAGCAUCAAUCAGAGAUAUAUGUAAGCAGAGGCCAUAUCAACAUGGUGCAGAUAUGUUGGCAGCUAUUUCUCAAGUGUUGAAUGAAUGCACUAAGCCUGAUCAAGGUACUCCAGCAGCCUUGGUAUUACAGGGUCUUCAUGCACUCUGUCAAGCUGAGGUUGUUUGCAUUCGCUCCACUUGGAAUGCUCUCUCUCCAAAGCUGAGUUGUGACACAAGACCUCUCAUUCUGAAGACACUGAGUGAACUAUUUUCUCUAGUUCCUUCCUUAACGGUCAAUACAACUGAAUAUGAGAAUUUUAAAGUUCAAGUCCUCAGCUUCCUCUGGACUCAUACUCAAAACGAGGACCCAAUUGUAGCAAAUGCUGCAUAUAGAUCCCUGGCCAACUUUAGUGCAGGAGAACACACCAUUCUUCAUCUGCCUGAAAAGAUAAGACCAGAAAUUCCCAUUCCUGAAGAAUUAGAUGACGAUGAAGAUGAUGAGGAUGUGGAUCUUUCAGUUCCUGGCUCUUGCUAUCUCAAACUGUUGUCACUCACUCCCCCUUUGGUUUUACCAGCUUUGGAGGAAUUUUUUACAUCACUUGUGAAGCAAGAAAUGGUGAAUAUGCCUCGUGGGAUAUAUCACUCUGCAUUAAAAGGAGGUGCCCGCUCAGACCAAGGAAAGACUGUAGCAGGAAUCCCCAAUUUUAUAUUGAAAAUGUAUGAAACAAACAAGCAACCAGGACUGAAACCUGGCCUUGCAGGUGGUAUGUUAUUUUGCUAUGAUGUUUCCAUGUAUCAGAGUAAAGAUGGAAAACCAUUGAACAGACUGAUGGCCAGCAGAGGGCGAAGUUUCAAGCAGACUUCACUUGCUCUUGUACAUGAGGUUCAUAUCCAGCUUUCAGAGUGGCACCGUGCGAUUUUUCUUCCACAGGCCUGGCUUGCAUACAUGAAUCGAGCUUAUCAUGCCAUUUUACAGGGAAGACUAGGAGAGCUGGAGUUGCAGUUAAAACAUGGAAAAGAAGAACCUGAGGAGGUGCAGUACAAAAAAAGCACAGCCUGGCUCUGGGUUAGAGACAUGCUGACUGAUGAGAUCACCAAGGCAGCUGCAAAGGAGAGUCCGGUAGUGAAAGGCAAUGCGCUGUUAGCUCUAAGCAGCCUUGCUGUCGUCGUAUCUAGACAUGAAGCCAGCCUCUCCUCAGACUCUGACGGGCUCCUGGAGGUUCAACCUAAUUUCCUUUCAAUGAAAGAUUGGGUUUCCAUGGUACUUGAUACACUCUUGGUCAUUGUGGAUAGCCAUUACCAACCCAGAGGGCAACUUCUCUCCUGGUUUUAUUAUAAGUCCUAUUCUGGUGAAAACACAGCUAGUGCCAUUGCCCGUUCUGCUGCCGCCACGGCUUUGUCUCUCCUUGUGCCAGUUUUCAUUAUCUCUUGCAAAGAGAAGGUUGAGGAAAUCCUGAACAUGCUGACUGCCAGGUUACCUGGGAAACCAAGUGCUGAUGAGUCUCAAGCCGUGCAAAUCCACAUGGGCCUUGCUUUAGGGAUGUUUCUCUCUCGCUUGUGUGAAGAGAAACUCAGUGAUAUAUCUGGCCAAGAGAUGAACCUUCUUCUGAUGAAGUCGUUGGAUGCCCUGGAAAAUUGCUGCUUUGACACUAGUCUUGAAUACAACACGGGCUGUAUAUUGGGAGUUGGACUUGUUCUGUCCCUCAUGAGCCACAGCAGCCAAAUGCAGUCCCGCGUUCACGUAGCGGCAUUGCUCCGGAAGCUGUCUGCGCACCUAGAUGACAGCGGGAGCCGGAGCAGAACGUUUCAGGAGGUCCUUGCCUACACACUUAGCUGUGUAUGUACAUCAGCGUUCAGUGCUGGAAUUAUUGAGGCUACAGAGGCUGAGGAUGUUAUGAACAAGCUUCGACUGUUAGUGGAGAAUAGCCAGCAGACUUCAGGUUUUGCCCUGGCUUUAGGAAACAUAGUUCAUGGAUUGUCUGUGUGUGGACAUGGAAAAGCUGAAGACUUGGGCAGCAAACUACUCCCUGCCUGGAUCAGAAUUGUUCUAACAGAGGGCACUCCCACAAUGCUUUGUCUGGCAGCUCUUCAUGGCAUGGUGGCCUUGGUAGGCUCUGAAGGGGAUGUAAUGCAGCUGAAAUCAGAAGCCAUCCAGACCUCUCAUUUUCAAGGCAGACUUAAUGAAGUCAUUAGAACCUUAACUCAGGUCAUUAGUGUCUCUGGGGUGAUUGGUCUCCAGUCAAAUGCAGUCUGGCUUCUUGGACAUCUUCAUCUAUCUACUCUAUCCUCAAGUCAAAGUAGAGCCUCUGUUCCUACUGACUAUAGCUAUUUGCCUGAAAGCAGUUUUAUUGGAGCAGCUAUUGGCUUCUUCAUUACAGGAGGAAAAAAAGGUCCUGAAUCUGUGCCUCCUUCCCUUCUUAAAGUAGUGAUGAAACCCAUAGCAACUGUUGGAGAAAGCUACCAAUAUCCUCCUGUGAACUGGGCUGCACUUCUGUCUCCACUUAUGAGGCUAAAUUUUGGUGAAGAGAUCCAGCAACUGUGCCUUGAAAUUAUGGUGACCCAGGCACAGUCAUCCCAGAAUGCAGCUGCACUAUUGGGCUUGUGGGUGACACCACCACUGAUCCACAGUCUGAGUCUGAAUACCAAGAGAUAUCUCCUGAUAUCUGCACCUCUGUGGAUAAAACACAUCUCUGAUGAACAGAUCCUGGGUUUUGUUGAAAAUUUAAUGGUGGCAGUUUUUAAAGCAGCUUCCCCACUUGGAAGUCCUGAGCUAUGCCCAAGUGCUUUACAGGGUCUGAGCCAGGCCAUGAAACUGCCCAGCCCUGCCCACCACCUCUGGAGUCUGCUCUCUGAAGCUACUGGGAAAAUUUUUGACCUCCUGCCAAAUAAGAUUCGGAGAAAGGAUCUAGAGCUGUAUAUCAGCAUAGCAAAAUGCCUCUUAGAAAUGACAGAUGAUGAUGCCAAUCGGAUCGCCCAGGUUACUAAGAGCAACAUAGAAAAAGCUGCCUUUGUCAAACUGUACUUAGUCUCUCAAGGACGAUUCCCCUUGGGGAACCUGACCGAUAUGCUGAGCGUUGCUGUGCAUCACCGUGAGAAAGAGGUGUUGGCCUGGAUGAUUCUGCACAGCUUAUACCAGGCACGCAUUGUGAGCCAUGCCAAUACGGGCGUUUUGAAGAGAAUGGAGUGGCUCUUGGAACUGAUGGGUUAUAUUAGAAAUGUUGCUUACCAGUCAACAUCCUUUCACAAUACGGCUCUUGACGAGGCUUUGGACUUCUUCUUACUGAUAUUUGCAACCGCAGUGGUUGCAUGGGCCGACCACACUGCCCCUCUCCUCCUCGGUCUCAGUGCCAGUUGGUUGCCAUGGCAUCAGGAGAAUGGCCCGGCUGGGCCAGUACCAAGCUUCCUUGGCAGGAGUCCAAUGCACAGGGUCACUCUGCAGGAGGUUCCCACUCUCCUUCCCAAUAGCAUGGCUCUGCUGCUGCAGAAAGAGCCAUGGAAGGAACAGACCCAGAAGUUCAUUGACUGGCUAUUCAGCAUCAUGGAAAGCCCUAAAGAAGCCCUCUCAGCAAAGUCCAGGGAUCUUUUGAAAGCCACCCUGCUGUCCUUGAGAGUUCUCCCAGAGUUUAAGAAGAAAGCUGUAUGGACCAGAGCAUAUGGUUGGUGAACAGUUUUGCAGUAACCAGCAGCAUUCUCAGCUGGAUGAGGAAAACCAUAUAAGUGGAAGAAGUUUUUCAGAAUUCAUGCCUGGUAUUGCUGAGACAUGAUGCAGAGAGUUAAGGGUCAUGAAAAGGUGGCCACAUCACUGACAGCUUGACACAUGCCUCCUAAGAGAGGAGUGCAUUGCUUUAGUACCCGGGCCAGUUGAGACUGAAACAGGAACUUGGAUUUUCUUUAUUUGGCUAGAGUUCAAUGUGGAGAUUUUCUUUGUGAAAACUUGAAGAUAUUAUCUUCUCCCUGCUAAAUUCCAGUAAAAUAAUGUUGUCAA
Gorilla gorilla gorilla (western lowland gorilla) is the source of this 13494-nucleotide messenger RNA. RefSeq names its product focadhesin (gene FOCAD). Gene Ontology annotation, biological process: regulation of post-transcriptional gene silencing. The transcript has 45 exons. Bases 7429 to 13173 code for a protein of 1914 amino acids. Lineage: Eukaryota; Metazoa; Chordata; Mammalia; Primates; Hominidae. The record is from RefSeq and is a predicted model, not a curated record.